This is a messenger RNA of Sorghum bicolor (sorghum), 1078 nucleotides long. RefSeq lists its product as uncharacterized. Gene Ontology annotation, biological process: negative regulation of programmed cell death. The transcript is spliced from 6 exons. NCBI's taxonomy places the organism in Eukaryota, Viridiplantae, Streptophyta, Magnoliopsida, Poales, Poaceae. The record is from RefSeq and is a predicted model, not a curated record. The coding region runs from base 155 to 772 and encodes 205 amino acids.
CCAGCAGCCCACCCGCACGCAGCGCCGCACUCCCGCCGCCGCCGCCGCACUCCCCGCACGCGACCGCACGCGACUGCGCCCGACCCCUCUGCCUCCGCUCCGACUCCGCGCGACUGCGCCCGACCCGACCCUAGUCUCGCCCGCGUCCGCCGGCAUGGCCUCGCCCACGGUCGCUGCCUCCUCGAGCCGGGCGGGCCCCACCGACAUCCUCACCGCCGCGCCCUCGCCCGCCUCCCCGCCGCGGCGGCUCGCGUCGGCGCCGCCCGCCGUCGACGCGUCCGGGUCCUUCUCCCCGGACUCCGCCGUCGACGCACCGCAUUUCCUUUUUUUUUCUUUCCUCUUCUGCCCUGGUGCGUGUCUGAUGUGGCGCGGUGUUUGGUUGUGCAUAGCCCGCUGCUCGCGAGCAGGAGCGAGGAGUACAGGCUUUUGUUCCGGCUGCCGCCUGACGAGGUUCUCGUGCAAGAUUUUAACUGCGCUCUCCAAGAAAAUAUUCUUCUUCGGUGCAAAAUUUGGGACUUGUCAAGAGGUUCAGAAACUUCGUCUUUACAAAAACAGGUUACUAAGAUUCAUUUUUUGCCAGCGUCUAAUGAUUCAAACCUCUCAGUCAAUAGGUGAUGCCCCAUAUGGGGACCAUUUCACUGUAGAGGGCAUCUGGGAUCUUGAACAAGAUAGCCUAGAUGAGAACUGUUGUGACCUCAGGAUAUAUACUAAUGUAGCUUUCUCAAAGAAAACAAUAUUUAGAGGGAAAAUAGAGGAGAACCAUGUGAAAUAAAUUUUGCUCCGGCGUUUCUGCGACCGCUCCGGCGUUGCCCCCCUUUGCGCUGUCUGUGCCCCUGCCUCUGCCUUGUGGAGGCUUAGAGGUGCCUUGGUUGUCUGGUGAUAGUUUCAUCGGAAAGCUGUAGAUUGAAGAACUACGCUCAUAUAAUCAUAAUGUGGAGUCCCAUGGUUUUGGAAGUUCUUGCAAUAAUAGCUAUUUGGCUUCACAGACUGAAAUGCUGGCAUUGUAGUGGUGUCCCAGACUUGUUAAACUCAUUUAUUAUGGUUUAUGUGUGCUAUAUAUGUGGCUUUGUGUGAUAUA